ACUAAAAUCAUCACUCUAAAAUCUUGCUUCAACCCAUUUUCAAGCUGCAAAAUGUCAAAAAUGGUGUACAGUUAUACCCCCACAUACUACUCCACUCUCCAUGACUCCAUCACUUCUCUUUGCAAGACAAUCCUCCCUUUUUCAUUCAAGAAAAGGCGGUUACCGGCCACCGAACACAGGCUUUACAAGCUGCAAUCCGACAACCUGAAAUGGCAGCAGGAUUCCUUUCACCAGAUAUUGAACUUGAUGGGCCUACACAAAGAAGGGAUUUUGGGUGAAGCUGAGGUUGCAGCUUUUAGAACUCAUUUGCUUCAGACCCUUACUACUUCCCCACCUGAAUUUGAGCAGCCUGUUGUUUUGAGGGAUAAAUUGGUCUUCUUGCAGGAACUGCUUUAUGCAAAAUGCAUAUCACAGGAGGAGUAUCAUUUUUCAAAGAGGCCUUUGUUGCAACGGUUAGCAGUACAAGGAGCUGAAAUUGAGUCCAGAGAAGUAAUUGUUGCGAGCCCCAAAGACUCGAAAGAGAAUCAAGAAGAAGAAUGGUCUGUCAUUGACUUGAAGGAUGAAAACUGCAUCAGUAAUAGAGACAAUGUCUUGCAUUCCAAGAAUAAAUCAAAGAACAACUCCACAAUGAUGCAGAUAAAAGGAGCAGCCUCAGUUUUUGGCUUCGGAUCGUCUCCGAAGCCAAGUAAAAGCAGAUCGGAAAAGAGUAUAUUCGAUGCAGAUUCGAGAAUAUCAGCCUUUAUGGUGGCUUCUAAAGAAAACCCUUUUUGGGAUAGCCAUUUGAAAGGUAAGGAAAGCGACACAAAAUCAAUUCUCAUGCAAGAAGAAACAUGGCCAACGGAAUCCAUGAAGGAAAGUGGUGGUGUUACUGAUAAGGCAAAGAGAAAACCAUUUAGAACUCUGUUUCAUAUAGAGCAAAGAGAGGGAGAUGUUGGUGGAGGUGGUGAUUAUGGCCCUGGUUCAGAGGAGAAAGCAUCAAAAUCUGCUAAGAAGCAAUGGGGUUUUGAUGGUUUCAAGAAAUGGAAGAGAGACGAUCCAGAGGAUGAGACUGCUCCUUUGCCUCUCAAUGAAAGAUCAGAUAGUGAAGCUUUCCUGGGGUCAUGCCACCUUGUUGCAAGUCCUAUUGGAGACGGGUCGGACACGAAACAGAUUAAGAGGAAGCUGCAUGCAAAUGGAGUUCCAUCGGAUUUCUUCAUUGAUAAGGUUUUAGGAGACGAAAUAAAGGAGGAGCUGUCACGCAUUCAAACGGAGCUCUCCAGUACCAAUCCGAAUCUUAAAUUCUCGAACGAUCAAAUUGAAGCGAUUUCCACAACCCUUCCUGCAGAUAAGGCAGAUCUCAAAAAGUUCUUCCCCAAAUCAUGGUGUGAUCGAAAUGGAGAUGUUGUACUGGAUGUGGUGAAGAAAGAAUUCAAGGACCAUGUAGGAGAGAUGGAGAACAUGAGAUAUGCAACCAGAGAGAUGAAUAACUCAAUGCGAUGGACAACUUUUGAAGAUGAUGAGAACUGUCACCCAAAUCUCUUUGCUAAUAACCACACUAGUGGCACUACUAAGGACUUGAGAAAUAAUGCCUUCUCCUGUGAUCACACUGACAACAAGCUGAGACCUGAAUCAGCUCUCUUCCAAGAACCAGAAUCCCUUUUGGAACCCAAGGCAUGGCUCUUCUUUGCUGGGUUAGGUGAAAAGCAAGUUUAUACUAUUUAUUUGUAUCAUAUUUUGGUAUCAGACAUUUGCAAGUACUUUUGAAGUAUUGUCUUGGUUGUUGUGCAUUUAAGAUGUAUCCCAUGAAAGAAGAGGUCUGUUCUUCUGACUAACCUGUAUUUUUGGUUCUUCAGUUAAAGAGCAACAGCCUAUAUUGGGCUUUGGGUAGAUUUUUGUCCAUGACCCUGAGGCUUUCUUUAUGUGUCUUGACAAAAACAUUAUCAACAUUGGGAUCCUUUAAGAUCAA
Messenger RNA from Durio zibethinus, 1945 nucleotides. RefSeq lists its product as uncharacterized. Lineage: Eukaryota; Viridiplantae; Streptophyta; Magnoliopsida; Malvales; Malvaceae. The record is from RefSeq and is a predicted model, not a curated record.